CUCAUCGUCACCGCCGACAUAGGCAUACCUUAUCGAAUCUUUUUGACUUGGGACUCCGUGCUGGGCCGGAUAUAUCAUACCCAUGCUCAGUACGACCGCGUCCUUGACGCGGCUGCAUCGUGUGGCUGCUCAGCCUUCUAAGCGCGCCCUCCAUGACCUCGUCUCUCUCCCGGACAAGAAACCCAUCAUAGCUUACGGGCCUCCCGGAAGGAGUGCUACCACUGGGCACGUUGCUACUGUCUUUGGAUGCACCGGUUUCUUAGGGCGCUAUCUUGUUUCCAAGCUUGCUAAGGCCGGAACCCAGGUGGUUGUUCCUUACCGCGAUGAGGAUGAGAAGAGGCACUUGAAGGUUAUGGGUGACCUUGGGCAAAUUGUGCCUUUGGAAUGGGACAUCCGAUCCGAAAACCAAAUCGAGGAAUGUCUUCGCCACUCCGACAUCGUCUACAACCUCACUGGGCGGGAAUAUGAUACCAAGCGCUUUUCAUUGCACGAUGUAAACUCCACCGGCGCAGGUCGUAUUGCGUCUGUUGCGGCCAGGGCUGGUGUCCCACGAUUUGUCCACGUCUCUCACCUCAAUGCCUCUCGUGACUCUCCAUCCCGCUUCUAUCAAGCCAAGGCGGAAGGCGAAGAACUCGUCCAUGACGCAUUCCCGAAUGCGACUAUCAUCCGUCCGGCUACCAUGUACGGAUAUGAGGACAGAUUGCUGCAGAACAUGGCCGUGUGGCCCAUCUGGUGGAAGCUGAAUCACGGGCGAACACGCAUCCGCCCUGUUCACGUCAUGGACGUUGCCCAGGCCCUUACCAACCUCAUCUCCAUCCCUUCACUUCCCGGAACACUCUCGCUCCCGGGUCCUUCUACUCUCACCUACGCCUACAUCCUCGACCUCAUCUCCACCGUAACCUAUAACGCACCUUCCCGCGCACCCGUCGUUCCCAAACCUGUUGCCAACCUCCUCGCCAAGGUUUCCCAGAAUGUCUGGUGGCCCGUCAUUAGCCCAGACGAGGUAACGAGAAGAUACCUUGACGAUGUUGGUGCGGGUGCAGAGUAUGCUGAGGAGAAGGACGAGAAGGCGUUGGGAGACUGGGAUAAAGUUGGCGUUGUGCCGGAUGAGAUGGAAAACCACGCGAUCACCUACUUGAGGAGGUAUCGAUCUGCGGUGAACUUCGUCAGGCCAAUCGUUCUCCCCCCUAGACCCGUUGUCGGCCAGGUUGAAGAAUACUAGAGGACUAGACCGCUUCGAGGGGCUACAGACAAGUACAACUCCCAUCAUGUACAUAGCUCCGUUGCCCUUGUCCUUGCACACGUGGACGUUUCUCGUUCUGCUUCACGCAUCGAUAUCUUUGGCUUGCCAUGCCCCGAGUCGCGAACGUGAACCUUCUCGUUUGUGAGCUACUUAUCAUAAGAUGUCAUAUGUAGCCGUUAUUAUUCUUGAGUCGCC
This is a messenger RNA of Stereum hirsutum FP-91666 SS1, 1438 nucleotides long. Its product is annotated as NADH dehydrogenase. Gene Ontology annotation, cellular component: mitochondrion. The transcript is spliced from 8 exons. NCBI's taxonomy places the organism in Eukaryota, Fungi, Basidiomycota, Agaricomycetes, Russulales, Stereaceae. The coding region runs from base 83 to 1222 and encodes 379 amino acids. The record is from RefSeq and is a predicted model, not a curated record. Gene Ontology annotation, molecular function: protein-containing complex binding.